ACCUUAAACAUGCCUCAUCACACAUUGAGGAUUUUAUUUGUGGAAAAAUGAUGUUGUAUGAUGAUGUGCCUGUUAAAGAAGAUAAAAUAUAUAAAUACCUCUUGGAAAGUUCUGAAAUUGAUAAGCAUGUUAUUGUUAUACUCAGUGUUAUGUUACCUGCAUUCGCUCAAUUAAUCAAAAAUCAUUAUAAAGAACAUCUUCCUGGUGGUGCAUUGGUCAACCUAAAUCUCAUACAAACUAAGAGUGUAGAUAAACACAAUAAAUUCCCAGAACGUGUUUUUUCUUAUGUAGAUCAUCUGCUGUCUUGCAAACCCAACAUUAAUACAAUAACUAUGGAAUCACACAUUACAUUUUCACUUAACAAAACAUCAGAAUGGCUUGCUGAACAUAGCAAUGCUCAUGAAAUCAUAACACAAAGUCGCAAGGAGGUAAAAAAUGAAAAAAUUAAAUUCAAGCAAAGAGAAGAAAAUAUACAUGCAAAACGCCUUGAAAAGCAGCUAGAAGAUUUCAAAAAGAAAGAAGAUAUGGAAAGGAGGAGAAUUGCUAAACUAGAAAAAGAAACACUUGAUAUGACUUUUUACGGGUUAUGGCAGAAUGAACAACAGAUGGAAGAUGCCCUUUAUAAAAUUAAAUCCAAAACUGAACAAGAAAAAGCUUUAAAAGUUCAACUAAGAUUUAGAAAGAAUGUUUUUAAACAACAAUGUAGUGAAGAUAUUUACAAAAUGAGCUCAACCAUUAAUGGAAAAAGAAUAAGCUUAUCUGUCGAUAAACUAAAAGAAAAAGUAAUUAUACUAAUGAACAAAGCAAAGGAAAUUCCUGCAUCUGAAACGCUACAUGACUUGGUUGGUAGAAAUAUAAUGCACAGAUUUAUAGAAGAAAAUGGACAGUACAAAUGGUACAAUGGAACAGUUAUCUCUCAGGUUCCUGGCUUUCCGGAAUGGUUCAACCUGAAAUAUGAGGAUGAUGACGAUAUAUACACGGCAAGGCUAGAAGAGGAGUUCCAGGAUGGUGACGUUUUGAUCCGUGUUUAGAAUAUAAGAAAGGUGGUGAGACAAAUGCAUCUUGACAUGCUGUUUAAUGAUUAGUGAACGACAUUAACAUAACAGAAGGGGAGCUAUUACCACAUGUUUUAAGUCAGAAUACUUGCAUUUAUGUUGUACAUUUUUUUUUGUCAGUGUGUGAUUUUACAGACAUGUUGUGUUUGACUGUAGUUUGCCAUUAUUGUUUAUGGCAAAUGUGAUUGUUUAUAUAGAGGAUAUUUGUUGGAUUCGGUGGAAUAUCGAUUUUAUUUCACGAGUGAUCAUAUAAAAUAU
This is a messenger RNA of Dreissena polymorpha, 1313 nucleotides long. RefSeq lists its product as uncharacterized. The record is from RefSeq and is a predicted model, not a curated record. Gene Ontology annotation, biological process: gamete generation. The coding region runs from base 48 to 1031 and encodes 327 amino acids. Gene Ontology annotation, molecular function: 3'-5'-RNA exonuclease activity. The transcript has 2 exons. NCBI's taxonomy places the organism in Eukaryota, Metazoa, Mollusca, Bivalvia, Myida, Dreissenidae.